AUGACAUCUUUAGAUUUUCAUAAACUAUGCCCUCUGGCUUAUUGCCUUGUUUUAUUCGUACAACUUCUUUCACCGCCAAGUUUCUGUGCUUUUGCUUAUGCUGCUACUACUACUGAAGCAGAAGCACUUCUCAAAUGGAAAGCCACCUUUCAAAACCAUACCUGCCUGCAAAAUCUCACCUCAUGGACUUACCUACCCGCUCAUACAAAAGCAGCCCCAUGCUUCUGGACUGGUAUUUCAUGCAAUGCUGUUGGAAGUGUCAGUGUGAUAAACCUUACCAAUUCCGGUAUACAAGGUACGCUACAUGAGUUUUCAUUCUUGUCUUUUCCCAAUCUUCAAUACCUCAAUCUCAGCUACAAUAAUCUCUUUGAUGCCAUUCCCGCUCAGAUCAAUUCCCUCUCCAAACUCAUCUCGCUUGAUCUUUCUAACAAUUGGCUCAGUGGUUCAAUCCCAACAUCUCUCUGUGAUCUCACAAACAUUAAAUUUCUCUAUCUCUACCAAAAUAAUCUUUCUAGCACAAUUCCAAAAGAGAUAGGGAAAUUGAAAUCUCUUGUGGACCUAAGAUUGUCUUUUAACCAGCUCAGCUGUUCAAUCCCAACAUCCCUAGGUGAUCUCACAAACCUUACCACUCUCCAUCUCAAUAAUAAUAAUCUUUCUAGCACAAUUCCUAAAGAGAUAGGGAAAUUGAAAUCUCUUGUGGACCUAGAAUUGUCAGAGAAUCAGCUCAGCGGUUCAAUCCCAACAUCCUUAGGUCAGCUCACAAACCUUACCAUUCUCUAUCUCUAUAGUAAUAAUCUUUCUGGCACAAUUCCUAAAGAGAUAGGGAAAUUGAAAUCUCUUUUGGAGCUAGGUUUGUCUAGGAAUCAGCUCAAUGGUUUAAUCCCAACAUCCCUCGGUGAUCUAACAAACCUUACUAGUCUCUAUUUCCAUCGUAAUAAUCUUUUUGGCACAAUUCCAAAAGAGAUAAGGAAAUUGAAAUCUCUUGUGCACCUAAGAUUGUCUUAUAACCAGCUCAACGGUUCAAUCCCAACAUCCCUAGGUCAGCUCACAAUCCUUACCACUCUCUAUCUCAACAAUAAUAAUCUUUCUAGCACAAUUCCUAAAGAGAUAGGGAAAUUGAAAUCUCUUGUGGACCUAGAAUUGUCAGAGAAUCAGCUCAAUGGUUUAAUCCCAACAUCCCUUGGUGAUCUCACAAACCUUACCAUUCUCUAUCUCCACCAUAAUAAUCUUUCUGGCACAAUUCCAAAAGAGAUAGGGAAAUUGAAAUCUCUUGUGGACUUAAGAUUGUCAUUUAACCAGCUCAGCUGUUCAAUCCCAACAUCCCUAGGUGAUCUCACAAACCUUACCACUCUCUAUCUCAAUAAUAAUAAUCUUUCUGGCACAAUUCCAAAAGAGAUGGGGAAAUUGAAAUUUCUUGUGGACCUAGAAUUGUCUGAGAAUCAGCUUAGCGGUUCAAUCCCAACAUCCCUAGGUCAGCUCACAAACCUUACCACUCUCUGUCUCUAUAGUAAUAAUCUUUCUGGCACAAUUCAUAAAGAGAUAGGGAAAUUGAAAUCUCUUUUGGAUCUAGAAUUGUCUAGGAAUCAGCUUAAUGGUUUGAUCCCAACAUCCCUCGGUGAUCUCACAAACCUUACCAUUCUCUAUCUCCACCAUAAUAGUCUUUCUGGCACAAUUCCAAAAGAGAUGGGGAAAUUGAAAUUUCUUGUGGACCUAGACUUGUCUCAUAACCAGCUCAACGGUUCAAUCCCAACAUCAUUCGGUGAUUUCACAAACCUCACCUCUCUCUAUCUCAAUAAUAAUAAUCUUUCUAGCACAAUUCCUAAUGAGAUAGGGAAAUUAAGAUCUCUUGUGAACCUACAAUUGUCUUAUAACAAGCUCAGUGAUUCAAUUCCCGCUUCAAUAGGUAACCUUGUCAACUUGAAAAUCUUACACAUAACAGAUAACCAACUUUCUGGUUCCAUCCCCUCAGAGAUAAAGAAUUUGAAGAAGUUGACUUUACUACAAUUGCAUAAUAACCAAUUAAUAGGUUGUUUGCCCCAGAAUAUUUGCUGUAGUGGACAACUCGAAAACCUUUCAGUGAGCAAUAACCAUUUGACAGGUCCAAUCCCCAAAAGCUUGAAAACAUGCAAGAGCUUAGUUAGAGUUCAUCUUGAAGGGAACCAAUUCACAGGCAAUAUAUCAAAAGACUUUGGUGUUUAUCCAAAUCUUGAUUUCAUAGAUAUGAGCCACAAUAAGUUUUAUGGUGAAAUCUCACAAAAAUGGGGACAAUGCGCACAAUUAGAAACCUUACUAAUUAUGGGAAACAACCUUAUUGGUAGCAUACCUCCUGAGAUUGUCAAUGCUCAUAAAAUCCAUAGACUUGACCUUUCUUCAAAUCACUUAGUUGGGGCCAUUCCAAAGGGAUUCGGGAGAAUGACAUUGCAAAAGUUGAUGCUAAAUGGAAAUCAACUUUCAGGUUGUAUACCUUCAGAAUUUGGAUUACUAGUUGAUCUUGAAUACCUCGACUUGUCAUCAAACAAAUUCAAUGGGUCAAUUACAAGCACUUUAGGCAACUUUCUCAAACUGUACCAUUUGAAUUUGAGCAACAAUCAUUUUUCCCAUGGAAUUCCAUUGAAGUUGGAAAAGUUAGUUAUGUUGAACGAACUUGAUUUGAGUCACAACUCACUUGAAGGUAGCAUACCGCCAGAAAUCAGCAAUAUGGAGAGUUUGGAGACACUCAAUCUUUCUCACAACAAUCUUUCGGGUUUCAUACCACCAAGCUUUGAAGGCAUGCACGGCUUGUCGUACGUGGAUGUAUCUUACAAUGAAUUGGAAGGCCCCAUUCCCAACAACAGUGCAUUUCGACAAGCUCUGUACUUACAAGGGAACAAAGGAUUGUGCGGCAACGUUGAAGGUUUGCAACCUUGCACACAUGGCCUAAGAAAGGACUGCAAAUGGUGGAAAGAAAGGAGAAGCAUCCAGAUAAAGCAGAAAAACACUUGCAUGAAGAAAUAUCGUUUUCAGUUUUAA
Molecule: messenger RNA, 3009 nt
Organism: Malus domestica (apple)
Lineage: Eukaryota; Viridiplantae; Streptophyta; Magnoliopsida; Rosales; Rosaceae
Source: RefSeq, a predicted model, not a curated record